AGUCCUUGUGGCGCGUUUUCCAAAAUUCCCUGGCCUUAAAUUGCAGAGUUAAUUAGUGUCGACAUCAAUUAUAUUAUAUCUCUAUAUUUCGAGCAACGAAUCUACAUUGCUAUGAUGAGCGUCAUAAACCUCCAUUCAUAUCCUUUGGAUGGCUAUCAGCGAGUCAGCUACCGCCGAGCAGCCUCGAUGAGGCGGAUCACAGACGACGGCGACAACGCCGCCGGCGAUGGCAUUGUAAUCUGUAAGAAUCUAGUGCUGGGAUGCAAGCCCGAGAAGGCCGAUGACUUUCGGCCCUUCGUAUUCGAGCCCACGUGGUGCGUAUAUAUCAGGGCGGAGGAUAAUGUGGACAUGGGCCGCUAUGUGAAGCGUGUCACCUUUCGCAUGUCGCCCCGUCUGCCGCUGCGUCUGCAUGUGGCGGAUACCGCGCCUUUCGAGAUCACCGAGGUACUGAGCACAGACUUUCCGGUGGAGCUGCAAGUGGAGUACCUGGACCCCACCAUGUCGCCCACAACAUAUUUGUACAAGCCCAACGAUGUGUUCGAUGGCAAAUACAAUGUGGAUCUGCGCAUGAAUUUCCAGGGUCACGAGCGCCGGGACAAAAUGUUCUUUAUGAAUCCAUCGCGAGCGACCCAGCUGGCCCUAACGACUCCAGGGCCGCUAGCGACUUCUCUCGACAAGUCAAAGCAGCAGUCGGCCCAGUCACAGGACGCCGAGAAGUCAGCCAAGAAGCAAAAGCUAGUCAAGUUGGCCACAUCCAGGACUGAGGGAGCCUCAGUCUACGCGAGCCCCUUUGCGUCGCCCUCGGCUCCCAGGCCCAUAUUUAAUGUACGCCCUUCUCCGCUCACGGAAAUGGGCCCAGACAAGUCUUAGGCUCGCAUCUGCUCGCCACCCAC
This is a messenger RNA of Drosophila navojoa, 893 nucleotides long. RefSeq names its product YEATS domain-containing protein 4. The record is from RefSeq and is a predicted model, not a curated record. NCBI's taxonomy places the organism in Eukaryota, Metazoa, Arthropoda, Insecta, Diptera, Drosophilidae.